Molecule: messenger RNA, 3829 nt
Organism: Marmota flaviventris (yellow-bellied marmot)
Lineage: Eukaryota; Metazoa; Chordata; Mammalia; Rodentia; Sciuridae
Source: RefSeq, a predicted model, not a curated record
CUGUGGCAUUUGUUUGUAAGACAGCAGCCCCUUGGUGUCAAGGUUGUCGCAUAGAAGAUACUGUCGGAGGAGGCGAACGAACGUGCCACUGAGAAACAGUUCUCUACUCCAACAUGUACAGAACCAAAGUGGGCUUGAAGGACCGCCAGCAGCUCUACAAGCUGAUCAUUAGCCAGCUGCUCUAUGAUGGCUACAUCAGCAUUGCUAAUGGCCUCAUAAAUGAAAUCAAGCCUCAGUCUGUCUGCGCACCCUCGGAGCAGCUCCUGCAUCUCAUCAAACUAGGAAUGGAAAACGAUGACACAGCGGUUCAGUAUGCAAUUGGUCGAUCAGAUACAGUUGCCCCUGGCACCGGGAUUGACUUGGAGUUUGAUGCAGAUGUUCAGACAAUGUCCCCAGAGGCUUCUGAAUAUGAAACAUGCUAUGUCACAUCCCAUAAAGGACCAUGCCGUGUAGCUACCUAUAGUAGAGAUGGGCAGUUGAUAGCUACUGGAUCUGCUGAUGCUUCCAUAAAGAUACUCGACACAGAAAGAAUGUUGGCCAAAAGUGCUAUGCCAAUAGAGGUCAUGAUGAAUGAGACUGCACAGCAGAACAUGGAGAACCACCCAACACUGUUGGCCAGGGCUCUUUAUGACAACCAUCCUGACUGCUCCGAUGAGCUGGCCUUCUCCAGAGGAGACAUCCUGACCAUUCUGGAGCAAAAUAUGCCGGAAAGCGAGGGCUGGUGGAAGUGUCGGCUGCAUGGAAGGCAGGGCCUGGCCCCUGCCAACCGCCUCCAAAUCCUCACAGAGGCCCCUGAGGAUAGAUCCUGUCCCCCAUUCCCAGGAGGCUUGGAAAAAACCAUCACCAACUCAGAGGAGACCUACCAGGUGCCCACAGUGCUGCCCACUCCACCCCCAGGCCCUGUGUAUGAGCCGAUGAAGAGCUGGGUGGAGGAGCCUCUGCCACCUGCUGCCCAAGUCUACGAGUUCCCUGACCCACCUCCCACCGCCAGAAUCGUCUGUGAAAAGACUUUAAGCUUUCCAAAACAGACCCUCUUUGUGCUUCCCAGACCUUCGAGGGCCUCGCUGCCAGCUCUGCCUUCCCAGGUGUACGACGUGCCCGUGCAGAGCCGGGUCCCCUCAGCCCUUAAGGAGCCGGAGAAGCAGCAGUUAUAUGACAUACCGCCCAGUCCCCAAAAGGCAGCACUCCACCUUCCAGCCAGCCAAGCAGGCGACAUUCCUCUGAAACCAGCCUUUGGAAGAGAGGGCUACAGCACAUUGCCAAACCCUCAGAAAUCAGAAUGGAUUUAUGACACUCCAGUGUCUCUGGGCAAGGCCAAUGUCAGAAAUGCAUCUCUAGCCAGCUUCGCGGAAGAAGCAGGGCCAAAUGCUGUACCCAGUUCGAGCUCUACUUUCCACAGACCUCCAGAUACCAAAGUCAGGAUCCUCCCUUCACAGCCAGGUAAAAAGGUGCCCACGAAGAAGAAUCCCAGCCUUUCAGAUGUCCCUUCCUACACCAUCCUAGUGCCCAGGAACACACUCUCUUCAGAUGCAGGCGCCAGCUACAAGGUGCCUUCCAGCUUUCUGAUUCCCCGAGUGGAGCAGCAGAACACCAAGCCCAAUAUUUAUGACAUCCCUAAAGCAAUGCCAAGUGCGUCCCAGGCAGGGAAAGAACUGGGAAAAGCCAAGGAGGCUCCAGAGAACCCCCGGGGCCACAAUUCCUUCGAGUUCUCCAGACGAAAAACUUCCCUAUCUCCAGAACCGGACAGGUCAUCCAUUGCCAGCUCGGACAGCAGAGCCAGUGUGGUUUCUUCCUGCUCCUCCAUGUCAACUGACUCCUCCUCUAGCUCCUCCUUGGAGGAGUCAGCCAAGGAGCUCUCCCUGGAUCUGCACUUAGCCAAAGAGACAGCAAUGAGCCUACAGCACAAAGUGGUCAGCUCUGCAGCAAGCCUGCUGCUCUUUGUAAGUAGGAAGUGGAGGUUCCGAGACUCUCUGGAGGCCAACAUUGAUGGGAUCCACAGGGCUGCUGACCACAUAGAAGGAGCUUUAAAAGAAUUUCUGGAUUUUGCCCGAGGAGUUUAUGGGUCUACCUGCAACGUCACUGACAGUCAUCUUAGGGCCAGAAUUCGAGAUCAGUUACAGACAAUCUCCAAUUCCUACCAGAUCCUGCUAGAAGCAAAGGAAAACCUGGACAGCUGCAAUUGGUCCCUCGAAGUUCUUGUGACAGACAAAGCUCAGAACAGCCUCGAUGACCUUGAGAGGUUUGUCAUGGUGGCACGGAUGGUUCCGGAAGAUGUCAAGAGAUUUUCCUCCAUUGUCAUUGCCAAUGGGAGGCUGCUCUUUAAGCAGAAUUGUGAAAAAGAAGAGACCAUCCAGUUGUCCUCAAAUGCAGAAUUUACGUGUAAAAAAUGCAUCCAGCUUCCACAAAGAGAAGUAGAAUCAUACCAAAAGAGUACUCCUUUUAAUAAAGCAAGGGAAAACUACCAUUCCCCUGAAGUACUUAAGAAAAAUGGGACAAGUGCCUCUGAACAGGCAUUACCUAACCUAGAAGAAAAAGAAACACGCAUCUUGGAAGGAAAGUUAGAAGAAGACAAAGACUUAGAUACAAUGAAUCCUGGCUCUCUUGUAGCCCAGCCUUUGACUCAGCAGAACCCCGGGAGGAAAGUGCACCUCUCUGAACACUGCCGUCUCUAUUUUGGGGCACUCUUCAAAGCCAUCAGUGUAUUCCACAGCAGCCUCAGCAACAGCCAGCCUCCAGAGAUCUUUAUCACUCAGAGCAAGCUGGUCAUCAUGGUGGGGCAGAAGCUGGUGGACACUCUGUGCAAGGAGACCCAGGAGAAGGAUGUGCGUAACGAGAUCCUCUGCAGCAGCAGCCACCUUUGUGGGCUGCUGAAGGACCUGGCGCUGGCCACCAAGAAUGCAGUUCUCAAGUACCCGAGCCCUGCAGCCCUGGGGCACCUCCAGGCUGAGGCCAAGAAGCUGGAGCAUCACACACGACAAUUCAGAGGGACGUUGGAUUGAGGCACUGCCGCCUCCUCCCUCCGGUUACUUCUUAGCUUCUCAGCACAACUUGGGCAACUCUGUCCCCUGGGGAACGCUGCAGAGCAUACAGGAUGGGCCACAGCAGCCACUGUGCCCAGAGCCUGUAGUACAAGCAGCCGAGCAACUCUAGGACACUGGCUUACCCCCAGUGGGCAGGAAAGAGAGCCAGGCAUUAUGUAAGGACCUUAUGAGGAGGACGUGCCAUCUAGGGUAUGCAAAGUCACUGUUGGAAGUAACAACGAAGAAAUCAUUUCUAUGUUGGUUAAAUGUGUAUGUGGUUUACAUUCAUUCAUUCAGCACUUAUUUAUUGGGCACUAACUAUAUGUCAAGUUCUAAGGCUAGAGACACAGCAGUUUCUCAGCAGCCAUGCCCUCAUGAACUCACAGUCCAGACAAUAAAAUGAUUAAGAAAUGCAUCUAUAAUAAAUCAGAGGCAGGGAGAAAAUACAGUCCAAGGAAGAGAAGGGAGCUCAGUUUCAAAAGAUACAUUUCUGUUGCAUCCAUUAGAAAAUGUAAUUUUUAAAAAAUUUUGGAUUGAAUUAAUUCCGUGAGAUUGGUACAAGUUGUGGAUGUUUCUUGCACCAAAACUAUAUAUUUUUUUUGCUGUUUUCUUACUGUGGUUAAAGAUGCAUGGUAUAUUCUUGCCACACAUGUUCUGUUGUGUUCCCUAUUAACUUAUUUUGUUUAUUGUAGAUUCUGUAUUGAGAAGUUCUACUGCUCAAUUAGAAAAAAAAAAGUUUAUAUUUCAACAGUUGCAACUCUGCAACCGUUUAUAAUAAUAUUUAAAUAUAACCAUGAAUUGAAGCAUCA